Messenger RNA from Trichoplusia ni (cabbage looper), 2934 nucleotides. Its product is annotated as protein cueball-like. The transcript has 6 exons. The record is from RefSeq and is a predicted model, not a curated record. The annotation marks the transcript as partial. Lineage: Eukaryota; Metazoa; Arthropoda; Insecta; Lepidoptera; Noctuidae.
ACAUUGCCGUGACUACAGGCGAACAACUAGAGUUUUACAGCAACAAUACCAAAAUACGCAAUGAGGGGGUUCGGUUCCGCGACCUCACAGCUCUAGCCUACGAUGCAGUGCACAACAUGCUGCUGUUUGUCGACAAACAGAGCGACAACGCUUCAAUAUUUAGCUUUAACUUAGGAACCAAGAAAUACCGAUCGCUAGUCAGAAGGAGAUCGGACGAAAACAUUCAAGAUCUUACCUUCGACCCAGUGGAAGGGAAGCUCUUCUGGACCGACACCAAUGAAAGAAGCAUAUUUUGGAUUUCAAUGAAACCCGGCUCCAAAAACAAUGAUUACGGAAACCUUUUAAUCAAGAUGGAUGAUGAAAUUCCAAGAGCCAUAGCCGUUGAUAGCUGUAGAGGGUAUAUUUACUGGACCAAUAUUAACGUUACGAAACCCACGAUAGAAAGGGCUCGGUUGGAUGGCACCAAUCGCGAGGUUGUGAUAGAUACUAAUAUCUAUAUGCCUGUCAGUCUAGCUAUUGACCAGCAGACGAAGCAAAUUUACUGGGCCGACGAUAAGGAAGGCAUUCACUACUCAAUAGAAACUGCAGAUUUGGAUGGAAAGAACAGGAGAACGUUGAUGGUUGGUACACAUCAUCAACCAUACGCACUGACUGUGUCAAAAGAUUCUAUCUACUGGGUGGAUUGGGGUUACAGAUCAGUUUGGCAACUACCGAAGAAUCCACCAAUGUAUUCUGAACCCGAAGAGAUCAAAGCUUUCAACAACGAGUUGCCUUUCGGAGUUGUCGCUAACUAUCAAAUUGAGGAUCAAACCCACGGCAACCCCGAGUGCGAAAACCUGUCAAGUCUAUCUCAAAACAACUCUGUGAUCAACGAUACUUUCUACAUUCCCACGGACGUCGGUUUAUUCUGUGUCCAUGGUAUCAAAGUGAGUGGGAAACCUCUCUGUAAUUGCACGGUGGGGUACACCGGCGAGAGAUGCGACAUCUCCGUCUGUCAAAACUAUUGCUUCCAAGGAGACUGCAGUCUGACUAGUGAUGGACAGCCUACAUGCAAUUGUAACAAUGGCUACUCCGGCAAUAGAUGUGAAGUGAACGUCUGCACCGGAUACUGUCUAAACAACGGCAUUUGCUCACUGAAUGAGAAAAGCCAACCAACCUGCCAGUGUUUAGGAGGAGAUCAUGAGGGCGAGAGAUGUCAGACUCUCAUCGUUUUGACGACGACGACUGAGGCACCACCCAAAACUGAGACCAACCAAAGUUGCAAUUGUUCGGAUAGCCAAAUAAUCAAUUAUCAACCAAUGACGCUGUCCCCUGAGGCCUAUCCAAACAGCGAAACCAUAAUAGAGGGAUGUUCAUCCUGGGAUCCAGUUAGAGACCCCGUGAUCGUGGUGCUAGGAAUACUAUGUGGACUGCUGUGCUUAGCCUGUGCCGUGCUUAUCACCAAAAAUCUACAGUUGAGGAGAAGGCCAAGGAUUAAGAAGAGAAUAAUAGUAAACAAAAAUGUAACGCCGAUGACAGCGCGGCCCGACCAAUGUGAGAUCACCAUUGAAAAUUGCUGCAAUAUGAACAUCUGUGAAACUGUUGAUUAAAUAAAUAACAGACGAGAGCCAUAAUUGAAGUUGCCUUCGACUUGUCACGACGUAGAUAGUCCUCAUCCACGGAGGACCGACCGAAUCAUGUGUAGCUGUAGAUGAUUGAUCACAUGUUAAUGUGAUCAAUCAUCUUGUGUAGUUGUAGUUUUGCCAUGGACUCCUUUCGGCUUUCUCCGCUUCAUGAAGCUAAAUUAACUAAUGUAUUAUGUAUUAGGGCCCCUAGGAAAACCAGUGGUGUUUACACAAAUACACUAGGUACUUAAUAUUGUUGUUUAUUUGCAAAUGUAAGCUAAUGUAUUGAAACUUGACGUCCAGUGAAGCUUUUAAAAUGCUUUAUUUCUAUUUCUAUUGUUGUUAAAUUCAUACUCAAUCUUUUUAUCACUUUAAUGCCGUGACUACAGCUUUAAAAGUGAAAAUAAGUUUCUAACUCAGUAUUUUAUUAGUGUUUUUUUUUCUGGCAGAGGUAUUACAAGGUUUGAGUAGGCACCCAAUAUUAUAAAUAAAUAUAUGUAUGUAUAAUAUAUAUGUAUGUUUAUUACAUCUUUAAUUUACGGUUUAAUUUAAACUUUUCUAGCUGUUUUAACGGCAUGCUUGUACUGUAUCAAAAGAUAUUACAUUAUUUUGCUAUCGACUCUGUGGUUAAUGAAAAGUAAUGAAAACUCUUUAAUAUUUUAAUUCAAACGUAUCUAAUUUUGAAUAAUACCACAUACUACGACCAAAACAUUGUCAUUUUCACGUCGUUUUAAAAUUUCAUAUUUAUUAAUAUUCUAUUACUAACUUUGUGAACUUAAUUUGUUUAAAAAUCCUGCGGUACAAAAAAUACUAUUUGUUACAAAUGAUCGAUUUAUAUCUACAUAUUGUGAUUUCCUUUAAGUUCUUACAGAUAACGAAAUACGUUUAUUUAUUGAGAUCGACCAACAAUUUUCGGAUCUAACCGGAUUGUUAGUACCCCACGAAGGGGCCUUGCUCUGAGUUCACGGUUCUCAUUUUCCAAUCAUUAUUUUUUUAAAGUGCUUGACUUAUAAUUGUAAUCUGACCAGUAUCAUAAAGUAAGACUUGCAAUUGUGGAAGAGGGACCUUGUUCAAAGCCUUGUAGAGCGCCAUCUAGCUUCCGCAACCGAAACAAUCUUACUUUAAGAGACUACGAGUAAAUCAUGAAAAUGUGUAGAUAAAUAUCUUUCAUUAUGAUGUUACUCAAUGUUUAUCAUAAUAGUAAAAGAUGCUUCAUUCUAAAUAGUAUCGUGUCGUAGAUAUUAAAUUUGUUGUUGUACUUAUUUUUAUACGGAAUAUUGAUAAAUGUUGCAUUUUUGUGUAGAUUACAGAUUAAAUUCGCAGAAUUAAA